AUGUCGGUUUUCGUGCCGUUGCUCGAGCCUGCUGCUGCGGACAGUGCUCUCCUGCGAGCACUGAUCCGCAUAGCACCCAUCAUCGUUCCUGCAUCCACCGCGUCCACCACACCCCUUCCCGGAAACGCCAAACGCUUGAUUUUGCUCGAUCAUGACUCACCCCCCAACCUCGACGAGAUCACCUCUUGGCUCGACGGGGGUGCAGAAAAGGUCAUCGUCCCUCUCGCCUAUGCAAAGGAAGUUAUAGAAGCCUUGCCUGCAGAUCGCCUGCUACUGCUCUUUGACGUAGGGAGCGUCAGCGCUGUCUCCGACACCGUCCGCAACGGUGUCUCCGGCGUCCUCAUCAAGAGCCCUUCCCUCGAUGUCGAUUUCGUGACUUCCGUAUCGCGUUUCUUCUCUGGCUCUGCCAUUCACGUUCUCCCUGCCGUUGCGAGUACCCCUCCUACCCCAUCCACCAUCCGCGCCUUCUUCGCUGCGGGUGCAACUCUAGUCUUACCCACUUCUCUCCUCACCUUGGAGCCUUCUUCGCAGUCUCACAUCAACGUUGGCGAUGCCUUUCUCGCCCCUCUCGUUUCAGAUCGUCCAGACGGUCUCUUCCCUACUGUCGUCGCCUCUCACCUCGAAGGGGGCCGUUCGUUGGGCCUCGUCUACUCGUCUACAGAGUCCAUCAAGGAGAGCAUCGCCACUGGCAAGGGCGUCUAUCAGUCGCGGAAACACGGCCUCUGGCGGAAGGGCGAAACAUCGGGAGCGACGCAGGACGUCGUCAGUAUCCGCCUCGACUGCGACUGCGACGCCCUGGAGUUUAGCGUCAUCCAGAACGGCGCAGGUUUCUGUCACCUCAGCCGCCCGUCGUGUUUCGGGGAGACCAGCGGAUUGUCUGCCCUAGAGAAGACGCUGCAAUCCAGACUGUCGUCCGCGCCGGAGGGCUCUUACACUCAGCGGCUGUUCAAGGACCCGGACCUUCUCAGCUCGAAAAUCAUGGAGGAAGCAGACGAGUUGUGCCGCGCCGAAACGAAGGAAGGAGUUGCGUUCGAAGCGGCCGAUCUCCUCUACUUCGCGCUCACACGCUGCGUUGCAGCGGGUGUGAGCAUUGCUGACAUUGAACGGUCCCUGGACAGCAAGUCGAAGAAGGUUACGCGCCGCCCCGGCAAUGCGAAGAAGCAAUGGGUCAAGGCGUCGCAGCCUUCGGAUGAAAUAGCUGCGCAGAAGCCUGCUCCAGCGUCAAUUGUUGAGAAGGAACCCGCAGGUACGAGCGCAGCCAUCCGCAUGCGCACCUUUGAUAUCUCCUCGACGACCUCGGAGGAGCGUGCUAAACUGCUCCGCCGACCUGUCCUCAAGUCUGACGAGAUGAUAUCAAAGGUGAAGCCGAUUGUGGAUGAUGUGCGCAUCCGCGGCGACUCCGCGCUGCUCGAGCUCACAGCCAAGUUCGACAAGGUGCAGCUGUCUUCGACCGUACUCUUUCCGCCCUUCCCUCCAGAGUCGAUGCAGCUCGACGCGUCCGUGAAGGAAGCGAUCGACAUCGCGUAUGCAAACAUUUACAAGUUCCAUGCUGCGCAGGCGGAGCAGUCCACCAUGACCGUCGAGACGAUGCCGGGCGUGCUCUGCUCUCGCUUCUCGCGGCCGAUCGCGCGUGUGGGUCUGUACGUGCCUGGAGGCACUGCGAUUCUUCCCUCCACUGCGCUGAUGCUCGGUAUACCUGCGCAAGUUGCGGGCUGCAAGGAGGUCGUCAUUGCAACGCCACCGCGCACCGAUGGUAGUAUCUCCCCUGAGGUGAUGUAUGUAGCACACCUCGUAGGUGCAUCCGCGAUCCUCAAGGCAGGUGGCGCUCAAGCGGUGUCGGCGCUCGCAUAUGGCACGCAAACGGUUCCGAAGGUCGACAAGAUCUUUGGCCCGGGCAACCAGUGGGUUACCGCUGCGAAGAUGCUCGUGCAGAACGAUACCGAUGCGUUGGUGUCAAUUGACAUGCCUGCAGGCCCCUCCGAAGUGUUGGUUAUCGCGGACAGCACGUGCAACCCUGCCUUCGUCGCAGCCGAUCUUCUCUCUCAGGCAGAACACGGCGUGGACUCUCAGGUCGUCCUCGUCGCCGUCAAUCUCUCCGAUGCGGAAGUGUCUGCGAUCGAGGCCGCGGUCGACUCCCAGGCGCAUGCCCUGCCGCGUGUCGGGAUCGUGCGCGAGUCGAUCGCGAAGAGCAUCAUCGUGAAGACGAAAUCUGAGCAGGACGCGAUCAGGUUCUCCAACGACUACGCCCCGGAACAUUUAAUCUUGCACGUGAAGGACGCGAAGGGGCUCCUCGCUUCGGUAGAUAACGCAGGCAGUGUGUUCGUGGGUCCGUACUCCCCUGAAAGCUGCGGCGACUACGCGUCCGGCACUAACCACACGCUCCCGACAAAUGGCUAUGCUCGCCAGUUUAGCGGAGUCAAUACACUCUCCUUCCAGAAACACAUAACUUCACAGGAGGUCAGUGCAAACGGGCUGAGGGUGCUCGGCCCCGUCGUAGCCACGCUAGCCGACUGCGAAGGCUUAGACGCCCACGCGAAUGCUGUGCGGAUCCGCCUCCGCAGUCUGUGA
Messenger RNA from Sparassis crispa, 2568 nucleotides. RefSeq names its product Histidine biosynthesis trifunctional protein. Gene Ontology annotation, molecular function: NAD binding; histidinol dehydrogenase activity; phosphoribosyl-AMP cyclohydrolase activity. Gene Ontology annotation, cellular component: cytoplasm. NCBI's taxonomy places the organism in Eukaryota, Fungi, Basidiomycota, Agaricomycetes, Polyporales, Sparassidaceae. The transcript is spliced from 3 exons. The record is from RefSeq and is a predicted model, not a curated record. The coding region runs from base 1 to 2568 and encodes 855 amino acids. Gene Ontology annotation, biological process: L-histidine biosynthetic process.